Chelonus insularis is the source of this 4798-nucleotide messenger RNA. Its product is annotated as chaoptin. The transcript has 6 exons. Gene Ontology annotation, cellular component: extracellular matrix. Gene Ontology annotation, molecular function: protein binding. The coding region runs from base 286 to 4299 and encodes 1337 amino acids. Lineage: Eukaryota; Metazoa; Arthropoda; Insecta; Hymenoptera; Braconidae. The record is from RefSeq and is a predicted model, not a curated record.
AUCAAGUAUCCUCAGUCCUGCUGCUGCAGACUCAAGAAUACCGUGACUUUUAGAAUUUUACGUUACACUCUCAACUUCUUAAGAUUCUUUUACUCAAUAGUAUACUGAAAGAGUUUUAUCAUUACACAGAAUGAUUUGCCGUUUAUAGAAAAGAAAAUUAUUUGCUCAGUGUCAUUGAUGAGCACUUUUGCAGUUGUUAAAAUGAUGUGGAUGAGAGUGUAAAUAGUGCUAAAUAACUCGAAUAAUAAGUGACAACUGUUUAUUUUCUCUCCAAAAAUCAAAACAAUGAGAUUUACAGCAACUUUAAUAUUAUUUUUAAUAAUAUCUACAUUCAAUCAGAGUAACGCACAAUGGAGACCUUGCGUGGAAUAUAAACGAGAUUUACAUUUACCUUGUAAAUGUUCACAAUCACCAGAACAUCCACGCUCAAUCCGUAUGGAUUGCGAUCGGGUUAUUUUCAACCGAGAAUCGUUGGAAAUCCUGCGAGAUCAACCAAUAGUAUCAAUAAGUCGUCGUAAUUGUGGCUACCAAAAGUUACCUGAAGAUUUAUUAAUGUCUGGUGUGCAACUAGAAAAACUGGAUCUUACUGGAAACUCAAUUCAAAGACUGAUGGAUCGUCAUCUGAUGUCUCAAAGGCAUCUAAAGGAAUUGAGACUUGGUGACAAUUUAUUGGGAGAUAAUCUUAAUCCUAUUUUCUCUACCAACGAAUUUCAUGAUCUAGAAAAACUUAAAUUAUUAGAUUUACGUGGAAAUGGUUUGAGAAGUUUGGAGGAGGGUAUUUUUAAAGGUUGCAUCAAUCUUGAAGAACUAUAUCUUGAUGAUAAUAAUUUGACGGCCGUUCCAGCUGACUCUUUAAAGGGUCCAAGGACUAUCAGAUUACUUUCGCUUGCCGGGAAUAAUAUUGGUUUUCUACCAAGGAAUGCCUUUGGUAAUUUGGGUGAAUCUCUCUUUCGAGUAGACUUGAGUCGUAACGAAUUAUUACAGAUGGAAGAUGAUGCUCUGGCUGGUUUGCAACAUCUGCUCUUCUUCAAUCUCUCUCGCAACGAUCUAACUCGAUUUAACAGCGACGUUUUCAAGGGCGCUCAUAAUUUGUUGCAACUGGAUUUAUCGACCAACUUUCUCCAAGAAUUUCCAUCUGAUGCUCUUCGACACUUGGAAAGAUUGAAAUUUCUCAACAUUUCUAACAACUUAAUAACCGAAAUCGAAAGGACACACUUGGCAAGUUUAACCGAGCUUCAAGUACUUGAUCUGAGCAAAAAUAAUAUAGGACGUCUUGGAGUAAACGCCUUCACCAAUCUCACGGCUCUUACCCGGCUUGAUUUGAGUUUGAAUGCUUUACGAACGGUUGAAGAAUCGGCAUUUGAAGGAUUAACCAAUUUAAAAUGGCUAUCUCUUCAAGACAAUAAUAUUUUACUCGUUCCUGCCGCAGCUAUAGAUCGACUACCGUCACUUGCACACUUACACUUGGAAUUCAAUCGAAUAGCAGCCAUUUCAAAUGAAUUAUUACGAUCAGCAAUAACUAAUCUUGUUUCAUUAGCAAUGACAAGAAAUCUUGUACGUGAAAUUCCAUCAAGAAUGUUUUUAAACUUUGACAAACUCAUCAGUAUUGAAUUAUCAGGAAAUAUGCUCUCCUCUAUUACUCAACAAAUGUUUGUUGGACUUGAAGAUACUCUUUUAAACUUAGAUUUAUCAAACAACCGUUUAAUUUCAGUAUCACCGCUAAUGUUGAAGAAUUUAUUGUCUUUAAAUUUAGCAUCAAAUCAUCUUAAACGUCUAACUCCAGAUACUUUCAAUAAUUUAUCAAGACUUAAAUAUUUAAACAUAAGUGAAAAUCCUCUUUAUGGAGGUUUCCCACCUGUUUUUCCAUCGUCUUUAGUCAUAUUGGAUGCUUCUAGGACAGGAUUAAAAAUUCUUCCUACAGUCUUACUACUGAAUUUGGAUUCUUUAUCAAAAUUAUAUCUUUCUCAUAAUCAUCUUCAAGAAAUCGGAGAAGGAACUUUUCAGCAUCUUUAUAAUCUUACUUCGAUUGAUCUUUCAUAUAAUAUUAUCGAAAGAAUUGAUAAUGGAGCAUUUGUAGGAUUAAUCAAUCUUUAUAAGCUUAACUUAAAAGGCAAUAGAUUAACUUCAUUUGCUGGAGAAUAUUUUAAUACUGGAACUGGCUUGGAAAUACUUGAUUUAUCCGACAAUGCUAUCAGUUAUGUUUCACCAACAGCCUUUAUUAUUCAUCCUAGGUUAAAAGAGCUUCGACUGAAUGGUAAUAGAUUUGCUCGCUUUCCCAGUGAAUUUAUUAAGUCUUUACAAUUUUUACAAGAAAUUGAUCUUUCAAAGAAUGCUUUAAAAAAUGUAGGAGAGUUUGCAUUUGCUCAAAUGGGUAGACUUCAAAAACUAAAUUUAUCGAAUAAUAAGAUUGAAUCUAUUGAUGAAUUAGCUUUUCAUAAUUCUACACAAUUACAAAUAAUUGAUUUAUCCAACAAUGUUCUUGAAAGUUUAAGUGAAAGGACAAUGGAAGGAGUUUUGAGAGUUGAAUUUUUGGAUUUAUCCAACAACAAAUUAUCAUCACUUCCUGAUACCAUUUUUGAUGGAUCAAAGAUUAAAACUGUUGAACGAAUAAAUUUGUCUAAUAACAAAUUUGCAGAAAUUCCUACUCGUGCUUUGCAACGACAAUCAAUUUCACUUCAUCAUUUAAAUAUGGCAAAAAAUAAACUUGUACAAGUUUUUACGCAAGAAAUAAUAAACAGUGUAAAAGAGUUAGACCUUUCACAAAAUCCAUUAAGUGAAAAUGCAAUCGAAAGUAUCUUAGGAGAAGCAAAAAUUUUGCGAGCUCUUAAUUUAGCUCAAACAAACAUAAAAAAUAUUUCUCGAUUAGAGACUCCAUUUUUGAAAUCAUUAAAUCUCUCUGGAAAUAAUUUAACUACUGUACGAUCAAGUGCAUUAGAGCGAGCAACACUUUUACAAACACUGGAUUUAUCUUUCAAUAAUAUCAAUGACUUUACAAGCUUUGCAAAUGUGUAUAAAGUUCUCCCAGUGUUAAGAAAUUUAGAUAUAUCAGGUAACAAAUUUAAAUACGUUAAUGAAAGUAGUUUUGAAGGCUUGGAUAAAUUACGUGUAUUAAAAAUGUUUAGCCUCUCAGAAGUAAUAAGAAUAGAGAAGAAUGCAUUCAAAUUCUUAAACAAAUUAAGAAAACUUAUAGCUUAUGAUUAUCCUCGAUUGGGAUAUUUUGAUGUUCAAGGAAUUCUUAAAGAUAUGCAUAAUCUUGAAAUAUUAGAUGUUGAAAUCAAAGAUUCUUCAGCUGGUAACGAUUUACUGACAAUUAGAUCUCAUCCUCGUCUUCAACAAUUAACUUUGCGUGGUGAAAGACUCAAAAAUAUACUUUCUAGCACCUUAGUAGGUGUAAGAAAUCCUCAUCUAAAAAUUGGUCUUAAAAAUUCAUCAAUAGAAUCGUUGCCUGCUGCUCUUUUUUUUCCAGUGCCACGAUCAACUCAAGUUGAUCUGGACAUCUCUGGAAGUAAAUUUUCAACAAUUUCUGCCCAGUUUAUAACAGCUUUAGAUGAGAGAAAUGGAAUGGUGCGAGUACGAGGAUUAGAAACUAACCCGAUUAAGUGUGAUUGUGAAACUAAAAAUUUAUGGAGAUGGUUAAGAAUAAUUUCCAAUAAUCUUCAAGUUCGUUGUAAAAGUCCUGAGCAUUUAGCUAAUAAGUUAUUAAUGGAUUUAACUGAAGAUGUUUUAUCAUGCGAAAGAAUAUCUACAAAGCCGCAAAUGACUCAAACUACACCAGGAACGCGGCCAAUUGGAUCAUCAGAACCAGAAAUUAUUUGGACUGUAGCUCCAACUGUAACUGAUAAUAGAAAUAAAAAUUAUCAAGAUAAAAAUGGUCUACCUGUUACUGGAACGACUGACGAUACUUUAAUAAUUGGAAUAGUCGGAGGAGUCGUUGCUUUUAUCGCAAUUGCAAUUAUUAUAAUAUGCAUUUGUCGGUUAAAGUGGAGCAGCCAAGUAAACGAAGCUAGAAUAAAUGGUAUGGCAUCAAGUAUUCAUGAUACUUCAGUUAUUCAACCUGCAAGUGUUUAUUCCGGAAAAAUGAACCAUGAAGCUUAUAUAGGUUCUUAUAAUAACUCAACAUUAGGCCAUGGAAAUGGACAUACUGGUCCAAAUACUCCGGUUCAAAUAGUACCUUAUGUGCAACCAAUGCAUGUCAUGCAUCCUGUAACACCGCCACAACCAAUAUAUGGUUAUUACGGAGAAAAUCCUUCACAUUUACCUAUGUAUGUCUGCGCUUCCGACGAUAAAUUUAAUAGAUAGUUAGUACAUGUUCCUUUUAUUUAAUUAAAAUUAUUCAUAAAUGAUCUAUAACGAAUUUAUGCAAUAAUAUUGCAUUUAAAUUUUAUUUUGUAAAUAUAUAUUGAAGAGUUUAUUUAUAUUAUAUAUCAUAUGAAAUUUUGUAUAAUUAUUACUGUAAUAAUUAUUAUUACUUUUAUUAUGAACAAUAAGUAAUAUUGGAAUUUUUUUUUUAUAAUUACGAAUUUACUCACCCACUUUAUAUUACAUUAAUUUGUAUUAAUUAUGCAAAGUACAAUCCAUACCGUGUAAGGUUAUAAAAAACAUGAGUUAUAUAGUAUUAUGAAGAUGACUGAAGAAUUAUUUUAUACAGUAACUUCAAAAUUAUGAUGAAGUUUUUACAGGUAAAAUGAGGCUCACAUGUACUCUUCCGAUUAAUAUUAAUCAUUCAAUUAUCACGUAGUCUCUGUACAUAUUGAUCAAUGUACAAGCAGUAAAUUUCUUUUUAUUUUUUUACGAUCAA